Molecule: messenger RNA, 1730 nt
Organism: Sphaerodactylus townsendi
Lineage: Eukaryota; Metazoa; Chordata; Lepidosauria; Squamata; Sphaerodactylidae
Gene: ALKAL1
Product: ALK and LTK ligand 1
Exons: 5
Coding region: 360-953 (197 amino acids)
Biological process (GO): positive regulation of ERK1 and ERK2 cascade; positive regulation of ERK5 cascade
Molecular function (GO): receptor signaling protein tyrosine kinase activator activity; receptor tyrosine kinase binding
Source: RefSeq, a predicted model, not a curated record
AAGCGCCUCCCCGCCGGCCUGGGCAGAGAGCAGCCAGGUGGCCCACCGGCGAGUGCCCCGACGGGACCGGUCAGCAGCGCCCACGAGCCGUCUUCGCAUGAAGCGGCUGGAGCGGGCCAGGAGGUUCCGGACCGACCCCAGAGCCCCUCUGGCCGCGCCACGUGCCUUUGCUGCCGGCGGCGCCCGAAGCCACCCUCGGGCCGUGGCCCCUCUCUGCUCGCCGCUGGCGCGCGGAGCGAUCGCCCGUCCCAGCAUGAGCCCCGGGCCGGCGGCAGGCGGGAGCGAGAGCAGGAGCUAACCCAGCCGGCGCUGCCGUCUCUCUCUCUCCCUCCCCACCCCUUCUCCUAGGAGGCCCAGCGAUGCCCGAGGCCAAGCGAUGCCACCCCGCGCUGCCGGCCGUCGUCUUCUUCCUGCUCUUCGCUUCCGUCCCGUCCCCCACGCCGGGUGUCGAGGGCAGCAGCGCUACCAGGAGCCGACCUCGGGACUUCCAGACGCCGGCGGGGGACAAACAGACGCUACUCGAGCUCCUGCUCAAAGGUCUGGGGGACGGCGGCGGCGGCAGCCACCAGGCACUUGCACACCCCCUAGGGACCGAGCGGGUCAUAGCCCGGCGCUUCGGCGGCAGCAGAGCCCUUUACCCCGCGCCGGCUGUGCUUCAAGAGCCCCGAGGGCUGUCCUUCUCGUCUUCCGCUUCCUCCAGGGAGCGUGUGGCUGGACAUGCCGCCAGGCUCCUCUCCCUUUCCAGGCACGUAGAAGUAUUUCCAAGAGAUUCCAAUUUAAAAGAGAAAUUUUUAAUACACUUAACAGGUCCAGUCACAUUUUCAGCUGAAUGUAGCAAGCAUUUCCAUCGACUGUAUCACAAUACACGAGACUGCUCAACUCCAGCUUAUUACAAAAGGUGUGCAAGAUUGCUGAUGAGGUUAGCAGUGAGCCCACUGUGUACACAGCCAUAGGAGGCCUGCUAUAUUUUCCUGUUAAGACAGAACUCUGGUUUGCCAAGAAAGUGCCUUGAAAUCUACUCCAAGACAACAGAGAAGAUCUCUUUUUGAUUUACUGCAUUUUUUUCAUCACUGGAUGAGUUUUAUUUUCACAUAGAUUGGACAUUCCAUAUUUGUCUGAAUGGAUUAUAUUUUAUUUGAAUGUGUAAAUAUGUUGCCUAUAGCUCAAAUUCGCCAAUUUAUUUAAAUAAAUUGUAUAUAAAGACUACUAAUAAUAUACUAAUUAAAUAUUAUAACCAUAUGCAGGGAGUUUGUUAGUGUUCUCUUGUUUUGUUGUGUGUACAGCAUUUUGCUCAGGCUCAUACUUUUGUUAUUUGCACUAAUUUGAAAGGCAGAAAUCUCUUUAACUGAAAUCUGAAUAAGCUGCAAGUGGGACGUUUUACUUUCAGUGGAAAUAUUUUACGUUAUGAAGCUUUGGUAAUAUAUAUAUAUGCCUACAUGGGAUGUAUAUUAUUGCACAUCAGAACAAAAUACUCUGAAAUGCAUAGUGCUUUGGGGAACACUUGUAAUAUUGUUCUGGAUUAUCAUCAGUAACAUUUGUAUUGACACUUAAAGGAGUCACAGUUAAUGUAAAUAUAAAAGACUGGAAGACUGCAAUGCAGUUUGGGUGGAAUAAAGAUUAUAAAUAUAAAUAUAACCACAUUUUCAUUUACUUUUCUUGAGACUUGGGAUGGAUUUGGAAUGAUUAAUGUGCUUUAGUUGUGUGGACCAGAGUAAAGCAUGCAUCUGUGG